AUGACAGAGCUCGACGAUUACAAGCGUGAGAUGGUUUUACUAUUCCUUCCAUUCCGUAGUGAGAUGUGUGAUGUGCUCGAUUGCAACAAGUUUCUACAGUUGUACGAUGAGCAUGAAACCGUCUUGAUGCAGAAAAGAAAGAUAUACGACUGCGAGUUGAACCUGGAACACACUGUCGAACAAUAUCUGCGUAUGUGUGGUAUGGAUGCUGAUCAGGAUCAGGAAGCCACCACGGACAAGCACGACGAGUACAUCCGGGCGAUAAACAUGAAUCCGAACGACGACGACAUACAGAACCUGCCAAUUCAUGCAUUGAACGCCGUGGUUAAACAGCGGUCCAAUGUCAUGAGCAAGCAGGCUUACUGUGAACUGGUUCGAGCCACGAAUCCUGAACAGCGUUCGUUGAUUCUGCACGUCAUCCACACAAUGCAUAGCUUCGACGAUAACGACAAGCCGAUGCAAAUCUUCUUCACGGGUCCGGCUGGUAGCGGCAAAACGUUCACCUUGCGAAUACUGAUGGAGACAUACAACAGGUUCAGUCAAGCACAUAACGCACAGAACAACGCAUAUGUUGCUUGUGCUUCGACUGGCAAAGCUGCUGUUGCUAUUGGCGGAACAACGGUCCAUUCGGCUUUUCGUUUAACCAUGUCCCGCAGACAAAACUCCAAGCUGAGUUUUGAAACGCUCCAGCUGUACCGAAAUGCGUUUGCACAUGUUCAGGCAAUCAUCGUCGAUGAAGUCAGCAUGAUCGGUGCCAAUGUGUUAGAUACUGUUCACGCCCGGCUGCAAGAUAUUAAGGCGGAAUAUGACGAUCCAUUCGGUGGCAUGAACAUGAUUCUCGUUGGAGACUUCCGGCAACUUCCGCCGGUGAACGCUAGAUUUGUUUGGAAACCACCAGCAAAUUCUAUGCACGGUGCCGUACUCUGGCAAUCGUUACGAUACUUCCCUCUCGUCCGAGUCAUGAGGCAGAGUGACGAGCAGUUUUCUGCCGUACUGACGAAGAUUGGAAAUGGUGAACGAUUGACAGACGAAGAAACCAAGCUGAUCGAGAGUCGUUUCCGGACAGUGCAAUGGUGCAGAGAAAACGUCCCGAAUGCUGUACGUCUUUUUCCACCGUAA
Molecule: messenger RNA, 1119 nt
Organism: Armigeres subalbatus
Lineage: Eukaryota; Metazoa; Arthropoda; Insecta; Diptera; Culicidae
Exons: 2
Coding region: 1-1119 (372 amino acids)
Biological process (GO): telomere maintenance; DNA repair
Molecular function (GO): DNA helicase activity
Source: RefSeq, a predicted model, not a curated record